AUGAAUAAAUCGCCGUCUCGUAAACAUAAUGUGUCGUACGUGCUAAUUAUUUCAGCGUUAUUUGUCUUUAAUAACAACAAUCUGUAUAAAUAAUACAUCUUUUGCGUUAUGCCACGACAUCGAAGGAACGAUGCUAUAGCGAAUGUGUUUCUACGCGCGAUUUCGCGGCGCCGUCACGUCGUCGCCGCGGAUCCCGGGAUACACAAUUCCGAUAUAUAAAUACACGCGAAUAUAUCUGCGUGUGCGUUAUACCUUUUAUUUGUAAGAAUGAUAAUAUACUUUUUGGCACUUACUAAUAAUUAAUCGAAACCUAGUGAGGGAGGGGACGGGGGUGUGAGGGAUGAGGGAGGGAUUUUUUAUUUAUUUAUUAAACAUUAGACGAAUGCGUUAGGCUCGAUUUUUCGCGAGAGAGAGAUCCCUCGGCACAAUUCCUUUCUCUCCUCCGUUAUUUUCCCCCGAACUCCGCCUUAAGAUCGUUUCCGAAGUGAAUCUACAUUAGGUAUGUAAGGAGAGCCGAUCUCUUUCUCGCUAGAGAAUGUCCGGGAUAGUUCAGUACGUGGUGAUGCGGGGAGAUCUUGCGAGGACGAUGGGAUGGCCGUUGGGCGCCGUGAUCGCCCAAGCGUGUCACGCGUGCACCGCUGUUGUCCAUCUCUCUUACAAUGACGCCCACACGCAGGCCUACCUCGCGGAUUUAGACAACAUGCACAAGGUGGUCCUCGAAGCUGCCGAUGAAGCCGGUCUGCAGACAUUGUGCGCAAAACUGAAGGAGGACAACAUUCAGCACAAGCUAUGGAUAGAACAGCCCGAGAACAUCGCGACGUGUCUGGUAACGAAGCCCUACCCCAAGGACAAGGUGCAGUCGUAUUUUAAAAAGUACAAAUUACUCAAAAUGUGACGGAUGUAAAUGGCAAUAAAUACCGCAUUACGAUAAGGA
Molecule: messenger RNA, 934 nt
Organism: Acromyrmex echinatior (Panamanian leafcutter ant)
Lineage: Eukaryota; Metazoa; Arthropoda; Insecta; Hymenoptera; Formicidae
Product: putative peptidyl-tRNA hydrolase PTRHD1
Molecular function (GO): peptidyl-tRNA hydrolase activity
Source: RefSeq, a predicted model, not a curated record